AUGCAGCGAUACUUCAUUCUUAUCUCGAUUAUACUAUCUUGCGUUUCUACUAUCACAGAUAUCUCUAGUAGUUCAACUCCGACAUGUGGAUAUUGCCCAUCAUCAUAUUGUCCAGUAAAGUCGCAGCCAUGUUCAUCGAAUUCUGAUUGUGAAUGUUUACUAAUGGCAAUGACUGGAGGAGGAAUGUGUGCUGAUACAGUCAUCUCAUGUCAAAGUUUGAGCCCAUGUGGAAAUGAUAAUCAAACAUGUUCUUCACCAAAUACUGUUUGUGUGAAUAAUAGUCGAUGUGGAGUUCCUAUCUGUUUUCCAAUAAGUCGAGCUUCUUCUGAUCGAUGCCCUUCAUUGUCUUCGAGAGUAUCUAUUACCACCUCAGCGUCAUCAAGGUCGACAUUAUCAACAUUACAAUCCACCAUGGCAAGUACCAUCAGUUUCACAACCACCGCCUCAACAACGACUUCUAUACCGAAUACAUGGCGUUAUACUGGUGCUAUGAAUAAUCCAAGAAGUAUGCACACAUCUUCGGUGUUAACAAGUGGAAAAGUGUUAGUUGUUGGUGGACUUGGCAGUCAAGACACUUCUGAACUCUAUGAUCCAUCACUAGGCAGUUGGAUGGCAACUGGUAGAUUGAAUAUCGGGAGAUAUUAUCAAACUGCAGUGGUAUUAAGAAAUGGAAAAGUGCUUGUUGCAGGUGGCUAUACUUUUGACAGUAGCAGUGCUAUAAACAGUACUGAAUUGUAUGAUCCAUCAACAGGCCUAUGGACAGUUACUGGUUCUCUGAACUAUGCACGCUAUGGACACACUGGAACUCUAUUAUCUGAUGGAAAAGUACUAGUAACCGGUGGAUGUGGAAACAGCUAUUUAAGUACUGCUGAAACAUACGAUCCAUCUACUGGAAUUUGGACCACAAUAAGAAGCAUGAAUUAUAUAAGGCUUUGGCACCAAGCAGUUGCACUAACGGAUGGUAGAGUGCUAGUUAUUGGAGGAUAUGGUGGCUUGACCAGUGCUGAAAUAUAUAAUUCAUAUACAGGUACCUGGACGACCACUGGUUACAUGAAUAGUGCGCGAUAUAGUCAUAAAGCAUGUACUUUAACGAAUGGGAAAGUUUUAGUUGCUGGUGGGUCUACCGGAAGUGUUUACUUGAAUAGCAGUGAAUUGUUUGAUCCAUCGACAGGCACUUGGACAUAUACUGGUAAUAUGAAUAGUGCACGAUAUUAUCAUACAAUGUCAGUAUUGACUAAUGGGAAAGUAAUAGUUAUUGGUGGAGCUAAUGCCGAUGCAGUUCUGAGUAGCACAAAAGUUUAUGAUCCAUCAACAGGAAAUUGGAUUUCAACAAGUGAUAUGAAUAUCAUAAGACAUUCUCAUACAACAUCUGUAUUAACAAAUGGAAAAGUUUUAGUGACUGGUGGAUCAAAUCCUAAUACUCAGAGUAGCGCAGAACUCUUUUAG
Rotaria socialis is the source of this 1446-nucleotide messenger RNA. The record is from the annotation of a GenBank genome assembly. NCBI's taxonomy places the organism in Eukaryota, Metazoa, Rotifera, Eurotatoria, Philodinida, Philodinidae.